Diorhabda sublineata is the source of this 1651-nucleotide messenger RNA. RefSeq names its product myrosinase 1-like. The coding region runs from base 44 to 1573 and encodes 509 amino acids. The record is from RefSeq and is a predicted model, not a curated record. Gene Ontology annotation, molecular function: beta-glucosidase activity. The transcript is spliced from 9 exons. NCBI's taxonomy places the organism in Eukaryota, Metazoa, Arthropoda, Insecta, Coleoptera, Chrysomelidae. Gene Ontology annotation, biological process: carbohydrate metabolic process.
GUGGAGGACUUAAAAAGCAAUCGUUCUAUGAUUAUUUUAGUGCAUGCUUGAAAAGUAUUUCAAAUGUCACGUUGUAUAUUGUUUCUGGCAUGACAAAAUGAACUUUAUAUUUAUCCUGUUGGUGAAUUCUUGUCUAGGUCACCAUUAUAGCAACAAGAGAUUUCCAAAGGAUUUCAUGUUUGGUGUUGCUACUUCAGCUUAUCAAAUUGAAGGCGCAUGGAACGAAGAUGGAAAAUCUGAAAAUAUCUGGGAUUAUGCACUUCACAAAUAUCCAAACCUCACCGUAGAUUACACAAAUGGUGAUGUAGCUUGUGAUUCCUACCACAACGUUGCAGCUGAUGUCGCUAUCUUGAAAGAACUAGGUGUACAACACUAUAGAUUUUCAAUUCCAUGGACAAGGAUUUUACCAAGAGGUUUUCAGAGUGAAAUAAACAUGGAAGCUGUCAUUCAUUAUCAAAACUUCAUCAAGAAACUGAAAAAAAAUGGCAUUGAGCCCAUGGUAACACUAUAUCAUUGGGAUUUGCCACAGAGUCUACAAAAUCUUGGAGGAUUUCUCAACGACUCUCUUCCAGAAUGGUUUGUAGAUUAUGCAAAAGUAUGUUUCCAUUUUUUUGGUAGUGACGUUAAAUAUUGGAUAACUUUCAAUGAACCUGUGCAUAUUUGCCUUGGAGGAUAUGGAUAUGGAUAUUUUGCACCCAAUAUUUAUGGCGAAGCACUUUGGAUUUAUCGCUGUAUAUACAAUGUCUUAUUGGCUCAUGCCAGGACCUGGCAUCUAUAUGAUGAGGAAUUUAGGCUGAUUCAAAAAGGUAAAUUAGCCAUGAGUUUAAAUAAUGACGUUUACAUACCUGCAUCUAACAAAGAAACCGAUAUAGAGGCGGCGGAUAGAUUAUUGCAGUUUAUGCUUGGUAUUUUCGCUAACCCGCUCUAUGUUGGAGAUUUUCCAGAAAUUGUGAAAUUUCGAGUUGCAGAACGAAGUAAAGCAGAAGGAAGAACUCAAUCACGGCUUCCAGAAUUAACUCAAGAAGAAAUUGCAUAUAUAAAAGGCACAUCUGAUUUUUUUGCAUUUAAUGUUUAUACCGCAUACAAGGUAGCUGAUUUAGACUAUGAGCCACCUAUUACUAAUCCUCCGACUAUAUCUGGAGACCAAGGCGUGACUAUCUUUCAGCCUCCAUAUUGGGAGAACACUACAGCUUCUUUUAUAAAGGUAGUACCAUGGACUGGGAGAUAUAUAUUUAAAUGGAUCAAACAUUUAUACAAGAAUCCAGAGAUAUUUGUAACUGAAAAUGGUUAUCCUACUCAUGGAAAUCAGCUUGACGAUAGAAGAAUAUUUUAUAUCAAAAAUUACUUGAACGAUAUAUUGAACUCAAUAUACGAGGACAAUAUCACUUUUCUUGGUUACACAGUUUGGAGUUUGAUGGAUAACUUUCAGUGGAAUUUUGGAUAUACUAAUCAGUUCGGCUUAUACGCUGUGGAUUUCAAGAGUCCAAACAAGAUAAGGACUCCCAGACCUUCUGCAGGCUUUUACCGAAGAAUAAUUGAAAGUAGAUGUCUUGUCAACAAUUGUGUCGACUAAUUUUUGUAUUUAAAUGAAUAUGUGUUUUUGAAUUAUUCAGUAAAAAAAUCUAAGGUCUGAGGACCAAAAAUCAUUUAA